Messenger RNA from Cercocebus atys (sooty mangabey), 1090 nucleotides. Its product is annotated as CD209 antigen-like protein 2. The transcript is spliced from 7 exons. The coding region runs from base 88 to 933 and encodes 281 amino acids. The record is from RefSeq and is a predicted model, not a curated record. Lineage: Eukaryota; Metazoa; Chordata; Mammalia; Primates; Cercopithecidae.
AGAGAUUUAGGGAGCGAGAAUCGCGGGGUGGGAAAUCAGCAUUGUGGUCCCCAGAAGUUCUGGAAAUUGAGGGACGGUGGGGGAAACAUGAGUGACUCCAAGGAACCAAGGGCGCAGCCGCUGGGCCUCCUGGAAGAGGAAGAGCUGAUAACUAGCAGUAUGAAUUUUUUUCCAAGAGACUUUGGAUUCCGACAGACUCGAGGCUACAAGAGCUUAGCAGGGUGUCCGGGCCCCGCACCCCUGGUGCUGCCGCUCCUCUUCUUCACACUCUUCACUGGGCUGCUGGUGGCCAUCCUUGUCCAAGUCUCCAAGAACCCCAGCUCCCAGAGGCUGGAGCAGUCCAAGCAGGACGAGAUCUCCCAGGACCUGUCCCAGCUGAAGGCUGCUGUGGACCUUGAAGGCUGGGCAGAUACAGGAAUAUGGACGACCUCAUCUGAGCCCAGCCCUGACCGGCCUCCCGCAACAGAACGCCUGUGCCGCCCCUGUCCCUGGGAGUGGACAUUCUUCCAAGGAAACUGUUACUUCAUAUCGAACUCCCAGCGGAACUGGCAUGACUCCAUCACCGCCUGCCAGGAGGUGGGGGCCCAGCUCGUCGUAAUCAAAAGUGCUGAGGAGCAGAACUUCCUACAGCUGCAGUCUUCCAGAAGUAACCGCUUCGCCUGGAUGGGACUUUCAGAUCUAAAUCAGGAAGACACGUGGCAAUGGGUGGACGACUCACCUCUGUCAACCAGCUUCAAGCAAUAUUGGAACAGAGGAGAGCCCAACAAUAUCGGGGAGGAAGACUGUGCGGAAUUUAACGGCAAUGGCUGGAAUGACGACAAAUGCAGUGCUGCCAAAUUCUGGAUCUGCAAAAAGUCUGCAGCCUCCUGCUCCAGAGAUGAAGGGCAGCUUCUCUCCUCAGCCUCUGCAUCCCCGAUUGCCCAUGCGGCAUAGUGGAACUUCGCCACUUUUAAGCCAGGGUUCCUUCUCUCCAUCCUUGGACCUUCACAAAAUCUCUGGGACUGUUCUCUAUCAGAUUCUUUAUUUUUGUUUUGUUUUGUGAGACAGGGUCUCUGUCACCCAGGCUGGAAUGCAGUGGCAUGAUCACAGC